This is a messenger RNA of Gopherus evgoodei (Goodes thornscrub tortoise), 7628 nucleotides long. RefSeq names its product ETS transcription factor ELK4 (gene ELK4). Gene Ontology annotation, cellular component: nucleus. The record is from RefSeq and is a predicted model, not a curated record. Gene Ontology annotation, biological process: cell differentiation; regulation of transcription by RNA polymerase II. NCBI's taxonomy places the organism in Eukaryota, Metazoa, Chordata, Testudines, Testudinidae. Gene Ontology annotation, molecular function: sequence-specific DNA binding; DNA-binding transcription factor activity, RNA polymerase II-specific. The transcript is spliced from 5 exons. Bases 212 to 1522 code for a protein of 436 amino acids.
GGCCCGUGUCGCGUGUGAGCGAAUGUGCCUUGUGUCCCGCCAUGUAGCGUGCUCCCGCCGCCGCCUCCGCUCUGGUUCGGUUCCAGCGCCCGGGAUGGGGGCCCGGCUCCCGUCCCGACAGGGGGGCUCUCGGCCAUGAGGGGAGCCCGGUACCUGCCGCUGCCAGCGUUUGCGCCGCUCGGGGAGUGGGGGCUCCGCCUCGCUCACUGCUAUGGACAGUACGAUCACCUUGUGGCAGUUCCUCCUCCAACUCCUCCAGGAACCUCAGAACAAACACAUCAUCUGUUGGACCUCCAACGACGGGGAGUUCAAAUUGCUGCAGGCAGAGGAGGUGGCCCGGCUUUGGGGAAUCCGCAAGAACAAGCCUAGCAUGAAUUAUGACAAACUCAGCCGUGCUCUCAGAUACUACUAUGUGAAGAAUAUCAUCAAAAAAGUGAAUGGUCAGAAGUUUGUGUACAAGUUUGUUUCUUAUCCGGAGAUUUUGAAUAUUGCUCCACUGAUGGUGGGCAGGAUUGAGGGAGACCCAGUGAUGGCUGGCUUUGCAGAAGUCAGCAGUGCUCCGAAGGACCUGGAAAACGGUGUGAAAGAGAAGCCCCAGACCUGUGCUAAAUCAUCUGGCCGCAAUGACUAUAUCCAUUCAGGCCUGUACUCUUCCUUUACCCUGAACUCCCUGAACUCCUCCGGUGUGAAGCUCUUCAGGUCAGUCAAGAUUGAGAGUCCAGCUGAGAAACUGGUGGAGAAAAAACCUGCUCAGGAUUUGACACCUUCAGUCAUAAAGUUUGUGACCAUGCCCUCCAAAAGGCCUGCAAUUGCACCGCUUGCCUCGGCCACUUCAAUUGUCUCCACUCUUCCUACAGAAUCAGAAGAAACUCUCCAGACCUUGGAGACCUUUGUUCCACCAAAAUUAACUCUCACCGAAGCUCCAGCCCCUUUGCCAAACUUCACCGCCACCUUCACCCCAACACCACCUGUAUCUUCCAUUUCUCCCACUCUGGAGGUUCCUUCCACACCCCCUUCACCACCCUUGAGUUCUAACCCUGACCUGGACAUUGACACAGACAUAGAGUCGGUGGCUUCUCAGCAGUUGGAGCAGUCUCAGAACCCUCAGCACCUAUCACCAGAGCCUAGAGAGCACGAUUUAUCUGUGCUAGAGAAGGAUCUUGCCAAUCAUCUCUCCAGAUCUAAAAAACCAAAAGGGCUGGAGCUAGCUCCCACUCUUGUCAUUACAGGCAGUGAUCCAAGCCCACUGGGGAUACUAAGCCCUUCUCUCCCUACUGCUUCUCUUACUCCAGCGUUUUUUUCACAGACUCCCAUCUUGCUGACCCCAAGCCCCUUGUUCUCGAGUAUUCACUUCUGGAGCACGCUCAGUCCAGUAGCUCCUCUUAGUCCAGCAAGAUUGCAAGGUGCUAACACCCUUUUUCAGUUUCCAUCAGUACUGAGCAGCCAUGGGCCAUUUACUCUGUCGGGACUGGAUGGACCCUCCACCCCUGGACCGUUUUCCCCUGAUCUGCAGAAGACAUAGCACAUGAACUCCUGGAAAGGACAAAUUGGGGAACAACGGAAAGAGAUGACAUUAAAUGUAAUCCAUUUUUAAAUGAGCAAUUUAUAAUUCCACCCACAUCAUGAACAGUCAUAAUUUUUGCCAUUCCCAGUUCAAAUGCCUUUUUGCAAAAUUCCCUCUUUUGAAGACUAAAUUGGGAAUGCACAUGGAAACGCCUUAAUUGGAGUCCAGGCUCCACAAUCUUUUCUUUGCCUCCUUGGUUAAGAAGUCUCUUACAGGGAGUUUCUGGUGGAAUGCAGUGACUGAGUUUGUAUUGAUUGCAGCAAAACAAUAUCUAUGAAGUCUCUCCUCUCUCACUCUGACACCUCCAUUCUUCUGCUUCCUGUGCUGGGCAUAAAGAAAAUAAUCAGGAUUGAAGCUGGCAUUCCAAGAAAAGGGUUUGAGUGCAGCUGUGCCCUGGGGCUAAUGAUAACUUCUCCUGCAACAACAAAACAGCAAAUGUCUCAUGCUAUAAAAACAUCUAAACUUUUUGCAGGGAGACAUUUUUAAGGAGUACUUAUGGUGGUAUAGGUGAAAAGCAGACCAUUGUUCGGAUAGUGUUGCACAUAGGUAAUCCAUCAGUUAUGUUCCCCUCCUUGAAAGGGGGUUGGUGAGCUCCCAGAGGCUACUUGUAAUAUUAUGAGCAGGCAGGGCUCUGAGAGAAAUGGAUCAUGGCAUGAAUAAUUUGGGGUUCUUGAACUGUUUGAAUUCUUUGGUAUUUCUUGAUGGCUAUAUAUACACACACAUCUCUGAUGCCUGAUAUCUGUGUACAACCUGUAAAUUGGCUGCUAGAGGAGUAACAAAUCAUGCUAACCUAGGACUCUCCCCACCUCCAUCCCUGGUAUUGGAUAUUCUGUGUGAGAUUGAGGGUUGUCUGUGUAUUUGGCAAACAACACUCUGGGGCUGGCUGCUGCUUGAUGUUCUGGUGUGCAGCUCAAGGGGAAAAAACACUCAAAUUCUCUGCUUUUCCCAGAAAUGAGGAACCAGAAGUGGAGAAUCCCCUCUGCCCAGCUCUUGUUGUCUCAAGUUGUACUUUAACCACCAUUGCUUUUUAAGUGGAAGAAGUGUUGGAAUUCAUGAAAAGUUGGGUUUGAUGUGUGCAGCUAAAAUAGGAAGAGAACUGUGCAGUAUCAACAGUAAGGUAAAAUCACGCACGUUCCAGGUAAACAUGCCUAUCUUUUGGUGGUGAGUAGAUGAGUGUGUGUGGUGGGGGGUUAAUAUGAGUGUUCUUGAAAGCCAUUUCACACUGAUGAGCUAAGACCAGCAGCUAGGACAAUAACCUCAAGCAGUCUUUUGUGGGAGAGCUGGGAUGUGAAAGAAGCACCUAAGACUGGGGGAUGUCUCAGGUGUUUUGCGGUGGAACUUCUGCCAUCCACUGUCAGGCAAUAACUUCCUCCUUGCUACCAAUGUAUAUGCAAUGAGGAUGCACUUGGAUAACCUGUCCGCUAGAAAGUGGACUGAAACUGCACUUCUCUCGGUCACUCUUACUUAGGGUGAUGAGAUAUUCCGAUUUUUAUAGGGACAGUCCCGAUAUUUGGGGCUUAAUCUUGUAUAGGCGCCUAUUACUUCCCACCCUGUCCCAAUUUUUCACACUUGCUCUCUGGUCACUCUACCCUUAUCAGCUGUUUCAGAAAAGAUGCUGAAGAUGGGAUGAGCAUGGAGAAGUGGUACUUUCAGAACAGAGUUGAGUCUUGUUAGUGAGGGAAGCUUGCAGUGUUACUGCUUUCAUUGCACCUGUCCUUAAGACAAAGAGAGGACUUUGUUCUCUAGAGCUUUCAAUCUGACACUUUUUGCAAGCUCUGAAUUUACUUUAAAGCAUGUGUGUUUGAGAACGCCCAAAACUGAAUGUAGUAAGAUGAAAGUAGUUUGUUAUAUUCCAGCACUGAAAUACAUACAUCAAUAUAUCAUGUAUCUUUAAUAUUUUACCCUUGAGAAAUGGAUGUUAGAGUUUCUUUUUGGACUGUUCAGCCAGAAAAUCUCUUGUCCCACGUGAUUUCAGAGGAAAGGAUAUCUAGCUUUUGAUGGGAGCAGAAGGGAGUCUGCUGCCUCCCUACCAGAUGAAGUUAAAGGCAUGUUACUAGUUCAGUUUUUGAACAUCAGUAGCUAAUAAUUAGGAAGUCCCAUGCCUGUGGAUCUCAAAAUGACAAUGUGCAAUAUUUACUAUUUUUAAGGUAGAAAUGCAGACAGAAAGCUGCAGGGAGUAAUUAAGAGCAGGCAUCUGGAAUUCUUUGGUUUGCAGGGUGGCUUAUUGCCUACUUAAAAAAAUAUAUAUAUAUGUAUGUAUGUAUAAUCAGUAGCACUUUGUGAUGGUUGUAUUAGGUUGGCUAGCUUUAUGCCCAGUAAGUGUGCAGACUGGAGGGUAGUAUUGUAGAAUGAGGAUGUCUUUUAAAAAUUUUUUUUUCAUGAGCACUAAAAAUUGCAAUUUGAUUGCUUCCCUUUCCCCCAUGGAGAAAAGCCAGGUUUUUUGUGUGUAAAGAUUGCACAUCUUUGAGUGUGUAUUGUUUCUCAUAUUUGUGUGUCAUAUCUCUGAGUACAUGUAAGCAAGAGAACCAAAUGCACAUGCAUGUUGGCGCAGACAUCAGUUUCGCUUGGUCCAGUUUCAUGUUCCCUUCUCAGCAGCUUUGAAGGGAUGCACUGCCGUAACUGGUUGACUAGUAACAUGCACCAUCUGUGAUGAUAUACAUUCACCUUCGUAUGGAUGAGGAGUUGUGUUCUCAUUACAGGAGAAUACCUUCUGUGGAAGUAGUUAACAAGAGAAGCUAAGUUGCAAAUGCAACUUGUGUGCAUAUGUCACUGUCACUUUAACUUCCUAUUUCCUGAUAGAUACCGUUGAGAACUAUUAUUGCUGCCCCUUAAUGACUGUGGAGAAAAAAAUUCCCACAUAUGGUUAAAUACUGUCAGGAGGUAUGUUUGGAAAGCAGUGGUAAUAUGAGUUAAAGAAGGGAAGCAGGUUGAGGUGGGGAAGAAGAGGCUUGCUAUGAGAUUAGUUUACAUAGCCUUUUCUCUUUCCCCUUCAUAACUUUUCAGGUCACUUUAAAAAAGUGUCAUUGUCUUGUGUGUAUGGUGCUUUGUAGUGAAAUACUGUAUCCUGUAAUUGCGUAUUUCCUACCAAGUACACAGCUGCCAGCUUUUCCGAUUGGCACAUUCCUGACAGCACUUAUUGCUGUGUGUCAUCCUCAGUUAGUUCAGAUUGUGUUUUGCAGAAGCUUAGGAAAUAAUGAAAGAUGGAUUCGUUAAAUUCAAGAACUCUUGCUUGCGCCCAAAACUUCUCAGGCUUCAACAACUGUGCACUUUUUGGCUUAUGAACAGGGUUUGCAUUCUGAAAGGCCUUGGCAUUCAGUGACUUUGCUUGGGAAAAGUUCUCUCUCUGCUAUGGUUUCACAACCUCAACAUUAUCUAGCAAAUAGAUUCUUUUUGGUCUUUUUAAAUUGAGUUUAACUGUAGUGAAGGCCAUUUGUAUCCAAUUCUAUGGUAUGUAUAUCCUCCUUUGAAAAGUUAAUGUGUUGCAUAAACCAUUACUUAACACGGGAAGAAUCUCUCAUGCAAUCAUCUUUCUUGCAAACUGCAACAAAUCAAAAUUAUAUACAAGAACUUGAUUGUAACAUCUGUGUAAUUCCACUCACCAGAUGAACAAAAAUGUAUAAUUCUGAUCUAUUUAUGUAAAGGUUUUGCAAUGCUGCAUUCAACAGUCUGCAGUUCUGACCAUCUGUUGGAUAUUUGCAGUGUUCUCAUAGCCGUGUUGUUUCCCAGGGCAUGGGAGAGACAAGGUGGGUGAGGUAAUGUCUUUUAUUGGACCAACUUCUGUUGGUGAAAGAGUUAGACUUUUUUGUUCUAUGGAGCUCUUCUUCAGGUCUUACCAUAUCUCUGUAUCAUCAUAUAUCUACUUUUUAGUUAUCUUUUUGCUACCAUUUUAUAGUAUUUUUAUAUGUAAUCCUAUUUUACUAUACAGCUUCAAAAAAUUUUCAAUUAAUGCAUAUUUGUUUACAAGACACAUCUCAAUGUUGUAUCAAGAGGCUAUCUUGGUAUGUGUCAAAACAAAAAAUAAACUAAUUCAGUAGUUAAGGGACAGUGUCACAGUUGACAGACAUUAAAACUUGAUGUUUGGGUUUGUGGGCAUCUGCAAGGAUUUUGCUUGGCAUCUUUCCUUUUCAUGCAAGAAAUAUACCUAAAUUCUGGUCUUUGAGACCUAGAGUUAUGUAUAUUUUUAUUCUGUAUUAAGAAUGGUGCCCAGGGCAUAAUAUGUCCAUUAUUGUAAAGAAAACCCAGGACCCACCAGCAAAGUUGAAAGUGCCAUCACUGUUGCAAUCCUGGUCUUUGGAAAGCUUAUUUGGCUUUGCUGUGAGCUAGUCAUUCUUGAUAGGACCUCUUUUAAAGGGUGGUGGUUCAGUACAGAUAAGUCUUUCAAGAUGACACCUUGUUUGUGUAUUCUUCUCCCCAUAAUCUGCUAUCAGCAACAAUAACUUAAUGCUUUGGGCACUACAGAGCAAUUGUAAUUGCAGGAAAGCAGCCUUGCAGUCUGCCCUGUGCAUCAACUGGUUUGCUGUUUAAAAUUUUUGGCUCUGUCUGUGGUGGUUCAUGAAGCAGAAAGAACAGAACUUUAUCUUCAGAUAACUGAUGGAGCUUGAAGUUAGAAACGCCAUGACUUUGGCUUGUGAAAUGAACAUAUUCAUAUCAGAGAACAGAGUCAAUGCGGAUCCUUUCUGGAGGACACAGCUUUGCUGACAGUGAUCAUGCUUUUAAAAAAGUGACACCAGGUAAGAAAACCAAGCAAAACCUGACAUUCGUUUGUGAACAUGCACACCAUUGUAAGUCUCCUUCUUUCAUAAUGUCAGUUUCAACUUAGGUGGUUCUACAAAAGCCUGUAGGUUAACUAGAUUUAAUGUUAAACUUAAUUCCGCCCCCUCUAACCAAAAGAAUGCUGUAGAACACAUUAACUGACUUUGAAGUUAUUCCAGUCACCUGGGUAAAUGCACAGUUUUUUCGCUGUUGAAGAUUUGUUUUUAUGCAUGUUAUUUAAUUGACUGGAACAGCUCUGAUCCCAUGAAUAUGCAUAUUUAUAUAUAUAUAUAUUUUUUUUGAGGGACAUGUUCACUUUUUAGACUAGCUUCCAGACUUGUAUCAUAUAAAUAAUGCUUAAGAUACAGAUUAAAAAUAAAUACUGCACUUGGCAGUUGCCACUUUUUAAUGUCUUGCACAUUUCAAUUAUUUUUUAAAAUAGAAAUAAGUACUAAAAUCUAUUGUGCCACAGUAUGGGCUGAUUGCUUGCCAAAUUUUAUUUUUUUAAAUCUGUCCUUGACAUGAUGUACGUCUCCCAAAAAGUGUCUUGAAUUGGUCCUUGAUUAGUUUUAUCCUCAUAGACCUUAAAUUUGGACACAGGUUUUAUUUUUAAAACUUGGAAAUAAAUAAUUGCCUCUUAGUUGAGACCUUGCAUUAGAAGGGUCAUCGCAAAGCAAACGGCUUAACAGCAGAACUCUGAACCUCCGGAAAGCAUAGCUCUUUUAACAGAGAUGCUGACAUGACUUUAAGUGGCAUGGCGUGGAUGGAGGGGAAAAAAGUUGGCAGGAGUUCUGUUGUAGUCCCAUUCAGUCCUUGAGCAAUACUUAAAGGAGCACUGUACUAAUAACUGGAAGCUAUUAUUGUCAACAACUUCACACAAGGCGGCUUUCUGAAUGGCCUUUGCAUGGUUUUUAAAACUUGUAGUGUGUGUGUGUGUGUGAGAGAGAAAGAGGAGAGAGAGAGAGAUGAUUAAAAGUACCCAAUUUUGGAAGUAGGUUCCUUGAUGUAUUGUGGGGUUUUUGGUUUUGUUAGUUAGUUCUGGGGAUUUUUUUUUUUUUUGGCUAGAAGUCUUAAAUCUAUAGACUACUGCUUUAUACAGUUGUGUUGACUUUGUUCUGCUAUUGUUCAGUUGCACAGAGUUUUCUAUAUGAUGUGCUAGAUUCUAAUGUUAAUUCUUUGUAACCAUUGUUGCGGUAAUUCUGUAUAGUUUAAAAAAAAAGUCGUCAUAUUCUAAAGUUCCCUUUUAAAAACUUGUAUUUUUAUUGCAAUUUACCAGAUGGCCUUAUAUACAUCACAUUGUUUGUGAUAGGUA